GGAAUGAUCGGAAGCUUCCAGAAAGAGGAAGAUCUGCAGUCAGUGUGUGAAGUGGCUGCCCAUGUGUUCAGUGAUGGAGUAACAAACUGGGGUCGAGUCGUGACUCUCAUCUCAUUUGGUGCCUUUGUUGCAAAACACCUGAAAAGCAUAAACCAGGAGAAGUGCAUCAACUCGCUGGCAGGGAUCAUCACAGAUGCACUCGUCUCAUCUAAGCGCGAGUGGCUGAUGAGCCAGGGAGGCUGGGAGGGCUUUGUCGACUUCUUUCGAGUUGAGGACUUAGAAAGCAGCAUCAGAAACAUACUGAUGGUGUUUGCAGGCGUGGCUGGACUGGGAGCGAGCUUGGCCUACAUGAUCCGGUGAGCCAGGGUAUGCUGCAGAGGGACAAAACUCUGGUUGGACCAGCUCUGUUUGGGGCUGGUGAGCUGAUCACUUCCUCCUGUGAGUAUUUACAAAGCUGGACUUGAGCAACCCAAGGAGAAUAUCUAGGCAUCCCCUGAGCAAUCCUUUCCCAAGAAGGAAGGUGUGAUCUGGUCAGAUUGUGGGUACCAAUGAGGAUUUA
Messenger RNA from Eurypyga helias (sunbittern), 559 nucleotides. It is a transcript of the gene MCL1, whose product is annotated as myeloid cell leukemia 1. NCBI's taxonomy places the organism in Eukaryota, Metazoa, Chordata, Aves, Eurypygiformes, Eurypygidae. Bases 4 to 360 code for a protein of 118 amino acids. Gene Ontology annotation, biological process: mitochondrial fusion; release of cytochrome c from mitochondria; intrinsic apoptotic signaling pathway in response to DNA damage. The record is from RefSeq and is a predicted model, not a curated record. Gene Ontology annotation, cellular component: mitochondrial outer membrane. Gene Ontology annotation, molecular function: protein heterodimerization activity; channel activity; protein homodimerization activity. The transcript is spliced from 2 exons.